Molecule: messenger RNA, 1439 nt
Organism: Geodia barretti
Lineage: Eukaryota; Metazoa; Porifera; Demospongiae; Tetractinellida; Geodiidae
Source: the annotation of a GenBank genome assembly
ACCUAUCCCACCGGGCGCACCAAAUAAGGCGGUUCACAGGGGAAGACGUUUCCUUGUGGAGUGCGGGAGAUCGAGAAGACGAGAGGCCGUGUAGACUGACCAGAGUCCGCGGUCAAAGACAACCAAAAGUACCGAGUGAAUCGUUUCUGAGAGCCAUCACCUGAAAUCGAGGGAAACAAUGCCAGAGGUUCAUCAGCUCAUUCCAGGGCCCAUCACGUGCCACUGUUGGAACGGCGACAGGAGCAGGUUUGCCAUUUCCCCCAACAACACCGAGGUCCACAUCUACACCAAGAAAGGCAGCAAAUGGGAGGUUCAGCACGUUCUUAGUGAGCAUGGACAGAAGGUGACUGGAAUGGACUGGGCCCCAAAGAGCGAUCGCCUUGUGACCUGCGGAGCGGACAGGAAUGCGUAUGUGUGGACGUUUGCCGGAGAAGAGUGGAAGCCGUCUCUGGUAAUCCUGAGGAUCAACCGAGCUGCCACUACUGUCAGGUGGUCUCCACUUGAGAACAAGUUUGCAGUGGGGAGUGGAGCACGUCUCAUCUCCAUCUGCUACUUUGAGAAGGAAAAUGACUGGUGGGUGAGUAAACACAUCAAGAAACCACUGCGAUCCACUGUUCUGGGUAUUGAUUGGCAUCCCAAUAACUACCUCCUGGCUGCCGGCAGCUGUGACUUCAAGGCCAGGGUGUUCUCGGGCUAUGUGAAGGAGAUAGAGGAGAAACCAGAGGCCACGUGCUGGGGGAAGAAGAUGACGUUUGGAGCCUGCAUGGCAGAGUUCUCCAACGGAGGGGGAGGCUGGGUCCACAGUGUCUCAUUCUCUCCCUCGGGGAACAAGCUGGCCUGGGUCGGACAUGACUCCAGCGUGUCCGUCGCCAACCAGGCCGCUGAUGGGCAGUAAGUUGCAACCCUCUUCUGUCUUUUUUCUCUUACCUAACCUCACUUCAUUCACUUUACUCCCGUAUCUCUCCUGUCUCUUCCUGACGGAGAACAGUCUGGUGGCUGCAGGCUACGACUGCUGCCCCGUGCUGUGGAUGCACGACGACGCAGGCUCCCUCACCUACAUCAAUAAAUUGGACACUGCAGAGAAGAAACAAAAGGAGUUUGUGAGUGCCAUGGACAAGUUCAAAGGUCUGGACAAUCGAGCCAAUGCAGGCGGAAGGGACGUGGAGCUAGACUCCACCCACCAGAACGCCAUCUCCGAGAUCCUGCUGCACACGGGGUCGCGAGAGAACGUGUCCAAGUUUGCCACCGUUGGCGUGGACGGGCAGCUGGUGAUCUGGGACUGCAAGAGCCUGGAGUCCUCCAUCGCCGGCCUCCGCUUCAAAUGAACUCCAUCUCUGGAGAGAGACACUCUGUAGUGACUGAUGUAGUGAUAGACAGACAACCUUAGGUCUGUUGUUGAUUGAUUCGAUUCCCGUUAUAAUUUUCGGCAUGCGUUUUUG